Bombyx mandarina (wild silkworm) is the source of this 1109-nucleotide messenger RNA. RefSeq names its product alpha-tocopherol transfer protein-like. NCBI's taxonomy places the organism in Eukaryota, Metazoa, Arthropoda, Insecta, Lepidoptera, Bombycidae. Gene Ontology annotation, molecular function: phosphatidylinositol bisphosphate binding. The record is from RefSeq and is a predicted model, not a curated record. Gene Ontology annotation, cellular component: membrane.
UUUCUUUAGUUGUCAUAAUAGUGCGAAAGCGGGAGUGUCGUUAAAAUAGACCGGAAACUAAAUAAACGCGAAGUUAAAUUAAAAAUGCCCGUGGAUUUAGAAUUUGAUUAUAAACAGUCCACUGCGUCGAUGGACAUAUUUUCUCAAAGCAGCAUAGAUGAACUAAGAGCUUGGACUGAAAAGUUAGAUAAAUCCAAAUAUGUGCCAAAAGAUUUAUCGGAUAAACAGAUUUUGUUGUUUUACAACGCUUGUUAUGGUGAUGUUGAAAGAACAAAGUCAUGUAUAGAAAAAUAUUAUUCUUGUAGGAAGAAUGCACCUGAAUUUUUUGACAAUCGAUAUCUCCAUUUGGAAGAUAUGAAAAACGCGCAACAAGUUUUAGAAUUCUCAUUUCUGCCAGGGAAGUCUUGCGACGGCUACGAUAUCGUCUACCACAGGCUCCACGAUACAGAUCCGUCGAAAUACAGCCUUGAGACCGGAGUCAAACUGCUCUUCAUGACUUUAGAUGCCUGCCUUUACAAAAGAGGUCCAUCACCUGGUUUUAUAUUUCUAUUCGACAUGCGCGGUGUACGUUUUGGACACAUAACGAGAAUUAGUUUAUUCUGUCAAAAGGAAAGAAAAAGGUCGCUGCGUAAAUUCUUCAUUUACAUUCAGGAAGGCGUCCCGGUCCGUAUGCGGGCUAUCCACGUUCUGAACACCGAACCCGUUUUGGAUAAACUCAUAUUGUUGAUCAGGCCGUUUAUGGACAAAAAGUUUUUUGACAUGAUAAAAUUCCACAACAAAACCGAAGACCUGGAAUCGUUUUACGAAACGGCAAUACCCAGGUCUUCGCUGCCACCGGACCACGGGGGAACGCUUCCCGACACCCAGACUCUGCACAAGAAAUGCAUGCAGCAACUCCAGCUCCUAGAGCCGUACUUCAAGGCUGAAGAGGAACAGAGAAUCGCAGCUCUGCCCGACAAGAAACGGGAGAAGGCGAUGGAGAAAGCCUUCAAGAAUCUAGAGAUAGAUUAAUUUGACAAUGUUUUGUAUAUGUUACGGUAAAUGCACGCUCUUGGGAAAUGUACACUUUUACCGGUAAAUGUGCACGUUUGCCAAAAAGUUAGGUAUUA